Cucumis melo (muskmelon) is the source of this 898-nucleotide messenger RNA. RefSeq lists its product as uncharacterized. Bases 88 to 561 code for a protein of 157 amino acids. NCBI's taxonomy places the organism in Eukaryota, Viridiplantae, Streptophyta, Magnoliopsida, Cucurbitales, Cucurbitaceae. The transcript has 2 exons. The record is from RefSeq and is a predicted model, not a curated record.
AAAUGAGAACGAGGGUUGUUUUGCCCUUUGGUUAAUUAAGAGAAUCAUCAUUCAUUUCAUUUCAUAACCCUUUUGAGUUCUCCUCCAAUGGAUCCAAGAAUCUCAUUUUCAAAUGAUUUUGUUGAAACAAAACAGCCAUUAAAGCUUGAGAAUAUAUACAGAGAAGCUCCUGUUUCUUCUGAUUUUGAGUUUAGUGUGAAGGAUAGAUGUAUGAUAUCAGCAGAUGAGAUUUUUUUUCAAGGGAAGUUGUUGCCAUUGAAGGACAGUUUAAGGAAUCAUGUGUUGGUUAAGACAACACUAAGAGAUGAGUUGCAAGUGAAUGAAGAAGAAGAUGAUAUUUCAUUUCCUAAGUUCACAAAAAUUUCUUCAAGUAGCUGUUGGAAGGAGAAAUUUGGUUUUAGGAAACCUCAUUUUGUUGCAAAGAAACAGAGUAGAAAUGAAGUGGUUUUGAAAACUGUGGAAGAAGAAGAUAGAACUUCUGUUUUUCUUCAUGAAGACCUCAUUAAUAUUGCAAGAAAAAAUGGGAAAUGUUACUUGAAGAAAGCUAACUCACAAAGAUGAAAGGAAAUUAGAGAGAUGGUAAUAAACCAAUGUAAAGCAGAAGGAUAUUACAAGAUUAUAUCUUCAGAAAACAAAGCUUGUUUAUGGGGUUUAUGGUUAAAAGAGAAAGAAGCUUUUCCAAAUCUAUUUUGUUUAGUUACAAGAGAGAAAAAAAAAAAAAAAAAUCAACCAAAAACCCCUUUGUGAUAUCAGGUUGGGAACUGUAACUUAUUACUAUUAUUUAUUUUGUAUAAAUGUUUUUAGAUUUUCAUUAGCAACCUAGUUUUUCAUUUUAUGAUCACGUGUAAUUCCUUCAUGGAUUUUAUCAAUACAUUAUAACUCUCUUAUAUAUUCCUUU